AUGCACUCAGUGAGUCUAAUUAGCAGAUAUAUGGAGAAUCCAACAGAGUUGCAUUUUUUAGCUGCCAAGAGAAUCUGUCGUUACUUGCAAGGAACUAAAGAUUUUGGGUUGUUCUACAAGAAGAGUAAAAGGUCAGAUUUAAUUGGGUUUACUGACAAUGAUUAUGCAGAAGAUCAAGAUAAUAGGAGGAGCACUUCGGGUUAUGUUUUUAUGCUGGGCACAGGAGCUGUUUCAUGGUCAUCUAAGAAGCAACCGAUUGUCACUUUGUCUACCAUUGAAGCUGAAUUUGUUGCAGCAACAGCUUGUGCUUGCCAAGCUAUCUAG
This is a messenger RNA of Vitis vinifera (wine grape), 324 nucleotides long. Its product is annotated as secreted RxLR effector protein 161-like. The transcript has a single exon. Lineage: Eukaryota; Viridiplantae; Streptophyta; Magnoliopsida; Vitales; Vitaceae. Bases 1 to 324 code for a protein of 107 amino acids. The record is from RefSeq and is a predicted model, not a curated record.